Molecule: messenger RNA, 2699 nt
Organism: Mollisia scopiformis
Lineage: Eukaryota; Fungi; Ascomycota; Leotiomycetes; Helotiales; Mollisiaceae
Exons: 3
Coding region: 403-2544 (713 amino acids)
Biological process (GO): regulation of transcription by RNA polymerase II
Cellular component (GO): nucleus
Molecular function (GO): RNA polymerase II cis-regulatory region sequence-specific DNA binding; DNA-binding transcription factor activity, RNA polymerase II-specific
Source: RefSeq, a predicted model, not a curated record
ACUCAUCAUCAUUCACUUUCAUGACUUGCAAAGCCGAAAAUCGACAUCUUAUGCAUUACUCGCAUUACUAUUAGUCAGAGUCUUUUCAAAGAGGGGUCUGGAGGCAACGUAGAAGCGGCCGAGGACAAUUUCGUGAUUGAGAACCUUGAUGGCCUCACGAAACUUUUGAUAUCAUCUGGCAGCGGGACGCCAUUCUGGGUAUUUCCGCCUCUUGAACCAAUUUUUAUGGUAAUGAGAUUUUUUUCUUGAUAUCUCUUUCUAGGAGACUAAAAUUGUGGCAACUAUUGUCUAAACUACAAGUCCAAGACAUUCUAUCUAUCUAGUCUCGCCAGUUGCAAUCUUGGAGGGAUUGUCAGCAAUCACCUUGGGAUAUUCGACACCCAUACCCCUCAGAUCCGCGCCAUGAAUGAACAGGGACAGUAUUCAAACCCCUUGGGUUUCGGUCAACAGAUGCCUGGAGACGAUUUCUGGCCUCAACCUCAUUAUACGUCUUUUACAGACACUGCUCAGCCUACGCAAUCAGCACCUUUCUUUCAGGACUAUUAUGGUAAUAUCUUAGGAUAUGGGACUCAGUUGAAAGCUUCGAAUACAAAUGCCUUCUCGGGACAACCUCUAUACCCCCAUUACCAAGCGCCGAAUCUUCCUCAUGAGCUCUAUACUUUCGCCCAAAGAACGAGACCAGCCCAAGCACCUCUGCCACCGUUGAAGCGGCAAAAGAUUGCCCAAAUUUCUGUCGACGAGAACCACGCACAGAUAAACAAGAAAGAGCUUGGGAACGGGCAAGAUGGAACGCAGAGUGAAUGCUGCAGUAGCUGUCCUUCAGGCGCACCCUGUGACGAACCAAAUUGUGCCCCAUGCGACAAGACCGACUGCGACGAAGUCGUGGAAGAGGUUGUGCCUUGUACUCGAAAGUCAUGCGCACAACCAGUGUGUCCAAAUCCUUGUUUGAAAGUGGCAGUCCAGCAACAGGAAGCCAGGUUGAACAAUGGUAUUGUGCCAACUGAAAGGCGGAUAUCUUCGUGGGAGAAUACGCAGUGGAGUGCAGAAGUCCCAAGAGCUGUGAGCCAGGGGACUAGAUCAUUGAAUGGCCUACUAGAUCCAGCUCUGGAAGUCUUUGAUGGUCCUGAAGAGACUCCUGCUUCUGGUUCACCUGCGCCAACGACUCCCUCUAUGGCUAAGAAUGUUGAUACACCACAUUCUCCCAAUGGAGAAGCGCCGACUCCUCAUAGCGCCUUGUUUCCUCAAACAACGCAAGCAGAUAAUACGGCUGGUGUGUUAUCAGGUACUGGAGCACUGUUCAAUCCUGCAACGGACUCUCAGUGGCAUAACUUUGGACAAGAUAGCGAUGCAAACUACCAGUUCAUGUUUCAAUGUGGUUGGUCUGGGUGUGGACAGCCAUUCGUUAGCCAGCACGAUUACUUCUCUCAUUUCCACAGAGACCAUAUCGAUCCCCAGAUGACCUUCGACUGCCCUGCUCAAGCAGACACUUGUCCAUCACCAAUCAAGGCAAAUCCUCUAGAGCAUUUGCAGAAUGAUCACGGAUACAACUUCAACAUGGGCACCGGUGGCUUCAGUUGUCCUGCUCCAAGUUGUCCUCAGGGAGAAACAUUUUUGAACCCAGCAAUGCUACACAAUCAUUUCGAUGUUGCUCAUGCCAUACCCGCUCAUGGCUCGUUACAAUGCUUGGUGGACACUUGUGGGAAUUACUUCCAAGACUACAAUCAACUAUGGUCGCAUGUUACGCUAGAGCAUCAGAUUCCACAGCAGCCCAAAGACUCAGACAUUGACCUUGCUUUUCCAACAGCACCCGUCCCAAUACAAGAACCAUUGAUGCGGGACGAACCUGAUGCAGCCGCCAAACCGAAUGCAGAAGCAGAGAAUGAAGGGGAGGAAGAUCUUCAUAUAUGCAAGUGGAAACUCCAACCAGGUGUAGUAUGUUCUAUGGACUGCGGUUCCGAGGAUGCACUACAAAAGCACAUCAAGACCGCACAUCUAGACCUCUUAGACAAGCGAUCCGGAUAUAAGUGUCAAUGGGAAGGCUGCAACCGCGAAGAAAAAGUCCCCAAAGAUAAAAUAGGCUUCACACAGCGGGGUAAAUUGGAGCGUCACAUGGCUACUCACACCAACUAUAAAUCCUCUCGCUGCGAUUGGCCCGGCUGCGGUAGACUCUUCUCCGCCCCCCAAGCCAUGAGACAGCAUUACCUCCUCCACACCGGCGAAAAACCAUGGGUAUGCAAACACUGCGGCAAAAAAUUCCCCCAGCAAAGCGCUUGCACAAUCCAUGAGCGAACACAUACCAAGGAAAAACCAUUGGAAUGCAAUAUAUGCGGCAUGAAGUUCUCAGAAUCGUCCAAUUUGUCGAAGCAUAGGAGGACGCAUGAGGAUAAGCAGAGUCAUGAGUGUACGUUCAAGGGGUGCGGGAAGAGUUUUUGUAGGUUGGAUCAGUUGCGGAGACAUCGGUUGGUGCAUAGGAGGAAGGGGGGCGAGGAUGAGGAGAGUGUUACGGAGAGGACGGAGACGGGGAGUAGUUCUGGGACUGCUUGACGGUGGAGGUGGAGGGAUAUAAUUAGGUAGAUGAUUUUGGCAUAGCGUGCGUGACAUGGCUUUUUGUGAUAGGAAGUAGAGGGAUGAAUGGAAUAGGAUACCUGUGAGCGUGAUGCGCUUAGCUUUGGUUUUACCAUAUCAAUAACUAUAUGAUA